AUGCAGGUAAGUCUGGUAUUAACAAUGAAGAAGCUUGGGUCUAAAGAUUUAAGAUCACUUUUCACGUAAAAUUUAUUUUACUUGACUCCAACACCUCAUGCCGGAGUUUAAAAAUGAUGACGUUUAAAAUUUUUGAAUCUCUUCUAGGUUGCGACAAAAGAAGAUUAUGACGACCCAGCUGAAGUGUUGCGAGUGGCCAGAUUGGCCGUUAAGGAGGCCAAUAACAGGGCCAUGCGUCUUCAAAAUGCGACAACGCAACAACUGGUACAACGAGUAAAAGAUCUGAAAUACUGGUCAAGUGAAAUUGAUAGGUAAGAUAAAAACAGAAGGAGCGAAAAUCUUCAGGGAAUUACAAGACUUGAAGGAUGACAACGAAGAUAUCGUUAGAUAUUUCCGGAAACUUUCUUCUUGCCAAGUAGUUACUCAAGAUGCCGUCAAAUGUAAUGAAGCUUGCUUCGCUGUGAGACGGAAGCGGAUUCACGUAAGUCACGAAUUAACGGCUGGCUUUAUUUGAAAUAAAACUUUCAGGUAGACAGCCAUGAUAGAGUAGAUUCUGCCUUAGGAAAAGAAAAAGAAGUUAUUCAUGAUUGUAUCAAACAGAUGAAGGAAUUUAAUGCAAUUGUCGAGAAACAACUCGAGAUCAACGACCGUAAGCUGUCAUUAUGCACUUAUUGUUGUGUUCAGAAUCAAAGAACCGCCUUCUAAGAGACUACACCCUAAAGCAAGAAGCCGUUAACUUGGAUCAUCGUGCCGCUGCCUUUGGAGCAGAUCGUAAGUUAACCGCAGUUCCACGAUUGGGAGGAAAAAGACAAGUGGGGAAACUGAGAAAUACUUUUUUCCUGCAUAUGUAUUAGUGUUAAAGGCAACGGAAAUACGAUGAACCUAACGUCCCUUGGUUGAGUUUGGCAGGUGGUGUACGUCACACUCCUUUUCGAACAGUCCCCUUCAUUUUAAAAAUAUUAAAACAAGGGUGACAUGUCGCGGUGGAAUUUUCUUCAGAAAUGAACAAAUAUGUAAUAUGUACGGUGUGAUUUUGAAGAGAUUUUUUAACGUAAAUUAAUGUAUAACAUGCCAACCCUUUUCUCACUUUCCAAAAUAAGGGGACUGUUCGAAAAGAAGGAGAGCUGUGGGCUCAAACCACACAAUACCGUAACUUCAAGUUCUGAUGAGCCUUGGCCACUUUUACAUACACAGGAUAAAAAUGUAUUUUUCAGUUUACCGAAUCGUCACUUCCCCCAAUUAACGACGUUACUAACAAGGGAAAGGUCUGAAUUUCCCCCAGUGUUUGACAAAAUGACUAGUACAGGUGGAUAGAGUAGGUCAACUUUGGUAAAAAGAGUCAUUUCCCCAGCCGACGAGAAAAAUCGACUGAAAGUUCCACAAAAAUUUCCUUUUCUCAUCACUCGGAAAAAAAGAGCAUCCCGGUGGUUCGGUUGGUCGGGUGGAUAAAGCGUCAGCUCGGUUUUCUGUUGGAGGUUGGUUCGAUUCCGGGGCAGCGCAAAGGACCGUAAUAAAAGUUUGAUUGGACAAGAUUAAUUCCUACAAACUGCCAUGUUUACACAUUUUUUUAAACUUUCGGUCGAUUUUUCUCGUCGGCUGGGAAAAUGGCUCUUUUUACCAAAGUUGACCUGCUAUAUCCACCUGUAUAGUACUAGUCAUUUUCCCAAACGCUGGGGGAACUGCAGACCAUUCCUUCGUAAGUUACCAAACUUAUUAUUUUUUUAAUUUCCGACAAAUUUUUACAAGUUUUUUAGCGCGGUAUGUGGGAAAGCGAGCUCAGCCAGGUGAAGUGGACUACAGAGAUACAGUCCCUCUUCAGAGGAUGAGUGAUUACCAGGAAUGGAUCGAGAACACAGCUGUCAAUUUGAAUAAUAGCUCAAAGGCCAGAGCUAAAUCAAGGAAAAUUGUGCAGAAAUUAAUUAAUUCGACUCGGGAGUUUGCGCAGGCAAUGAGACAAGAGGCCAUUAACGUCGAGAACACCCUCAAGGAUUCGAUUAGGAACUGGACCGAAUGGAGAGAUUCCCUCCAGGCUCAGGUAACUCAUCCUUUAAUUGUUGCGCAACAUCAUUUCUUUAGUUGAAAGACAAAGAUAAAGAAGUAAAAGUAGCAGAUGCAGCCAUCAACGAAAUCCAAUAUUCAUUACAAUUAAACGGAUCUCCUCUUCAAGUAAGUCAAAUCUAA
Messenger RNA from Bursaphelenchus xylophilus (pine wood nematode), 2181 nucleotides. NCBI's taxonomy places the organism in Eukaryota, Metazoa, Nematoda, Chromadorea, Rhabditida, Aphelenchoididae. The record is from the annotation of a GenBank genome assembly.